AAUAGGAAACCUUCCCCACUGUCUUCAGAGAAGAAAAAGAAGUGCCAGAAGCAAGGUAACAGAAGAAGAACAUGAAAGGACAACUACUUGGCUAUCUCUUCUUCUUCAUGAUCAUAACUUACAAAGCUGUUUCAUACUCGGUACGUGAAAGCACUUUCACUGCAGAAGCCCGAGGAAGCGGCAUUCAGAUGGAUGCAAAGCAGCUCAAAAACGUAAAUGGAAUGGUGGUGGAAUCAGGGAGAGAAGGGAAUGAAGAAGUGUUCAAUAAGGAAGUGUUGCAAGAAACAAUUCAUAAAGGAAAGGGGGCUUAUGGAGGUGCAGAUCUCCUUCGUCAACACCAUACUCGCUCAGCCGCAACAUACCCCUUCCUAGUUAGACCAGUCUUGUCAACAAUUGGGCAUAUUAUGAUAGGAUAUGUGCUGCUUGUUGGUUUCUUUUGAUGGUUUGAGAUGAUUUUAUGAAGAUGAACGCAAACAAGAGCUUAGUGAUCGUUAUGAUUAAUGGCAAUUAGUCAUGGAUGUACUAUUAUGUAAUGAAUUAUAGUACUUCGUUUUUUUUUUUUUU
Molecule: messenger RNA, 564 nt
Organism: Vitis riparia (riverbank grape)
Lineage: Eukaryota; Viridiplantae; Streptophyta; Magnoliopsida; Vitales; Vitaceae
Exons: 2
Coding region: 72-440 (122 amino acids)
Source: RefSeq, a predicted model, not a curated record